Gongylonema pulchrum is the source of this 432-nucleotide messenger RNA. NCBI's taxonomy places the organism in Eukaryota, Metazoa, Nematoda, Chromadorea, Rhabditida, Gongylonematidae. The record is from the annotation of a GenBank genome assembly.
GUAACUGGCGGUUUAGCAGCGCCAUUUGUCGCAGCUGGUGCUGGUGUAGUUAUUGGAUCGGGUGCGGCAGCGGGACUUGCAACAACAGCUGGAGCUGCUGUUCUUGGGUCAUUAUUUGGUGUGGCCGGAGCUGGAUUAACGGGUUACAAAAUGCAGAAACGUGUUGGUGCAAUAGAAGAAUUCGUAAUUCAACCGCUUGCCGAAGGACGAAGUUUACAUUGUGUGCUAGCAAUUAGUGGAUGGAUUGAAGAUGAAGGUGAAUUUAUCUAUCAUCAGCAGUGGAGGCAUCUAUGGAUGUCGCAUGAGCAGUAUAUUUUACGCUACGAGAGUAAAUAUUUGCUGGAAUUAGGGCGUGCCAUCGAUUAUCUCAUGUCAUUUGCUGUCUCGGUUGCUGUUCAGCAAACCCUCCUGGAAACCGCUCUUGCUGGUUAG